AUGGCGAAACUCAACGACCCUCCCAAUCCCCCUAUGGAAAGUUUUGAAUCCCUGAAGCGUCGCUUCAUCCGUCAAAACCGCGAAAUCGCCCGCGCCAAUUCGUCGCAGUCGCAACGCAUCCGCAACCUCGAGACGGAAAUCUCCCGCCUCGUCGCAGAGAAUAUAUUCCUGAGGGAACAGGCAAUAGCCGCGCAGGCCGAGGCGGAGCGAUGGCGCGCAGCGAGUUCUGUGAACGCUGAAAUUCUGGAUAUGAGAGACAGACUGAACAGGAAAAUGGAGGAGGUAUCCGAACUGCUUGUUGAGAUGGGGAAUCUACCUGAGAAAGUGGCCAGGGAGGGAAGGCGGAAAAGCAGGCUUGUCAGGUCGACCAUGAGCGCCACUACAGAACAGGAGUGGAGGAACAGACAGUCCAUCAGAGAAGCACUGGCUCAAGAGAGAGGUGAUCUGUACGAUGGACGAUUACCUGCUAUUCAGGAAGACAAGCUGUACCCCCGACGGACGCUGGAGACUGCUGAGGUGACGGCCUUGCGAGAAGAGGCAGCCAUGCAACAAGCGUCCGACUCGCCGGAACUCGGACCUCCCCCAGUCGCCCAUUUUGAUGUUGUUUCAGACCCCCUUGGAUUGGACUCUGCACGGACGUCCGAGGACGAGAACGGCGGCGAGGAAGUCAUGCAAUUACCGUCACUUUUGGAGAGGAGGCGGAAGCGUCGAACCAGCACUCUCAUCCACGAUCUACCUACAGAAGAGGCUUCAGGACCAAAUGCGCCGACAAUAAGGCCAAACCCGCAGUUAUUAAAGUCAGGUGCAAAGAGGAAACUGGAUGUCUCUGAGCUUGACGACCCUGCUCCUCAGCAGCCCUUGAACGAGAAUGACGACUUUGUCUUCCAACGUCGGCAAGAGAUCUGGAACAACGCUACUGUCAACAGCAAAAAGACGUCUAGAUUUACGAGGCCACCAGGACGAGAACCCGGAGAUGCGACGGACUUUGUGAAGCAAUCGAGCCCCCAAAAGCCCGCAAGCAGCACUAGGAAGAUUCUGGCGCCCAAGAGUACCAACUCACCUGCGAAGAGAAGGCUGCAAGUCGCAGAAAAGCUCAAAGAUGAUCGAGAUCCGCAGCAAAAGCACCAAACCAUUAGACCAACACGGCAGAAAGACCCUCCAGCACAUGUGGUCAUUGAAUGCCCUGUUGAGGCGUCGAAUGAUUAUGAGAAGGAAAUUCCACCGAAGACUCCAGCUGCAGAAGCUGACGACAUCCUCUCACCUAUCUCCACAGAGCCAUCCUCGCGAACAUCCCACCAGACGAAAGAGGCGGCAGUCUUGAACUCGGUGGAGGACGUGCUCAGUGGGAGUAUAGGACGGGGAUCUCGCCGUCCACGACCACAAAUCAGCUAUGCUGAGCCUAACUUGAGGGAUAAGAUGAGAAGGCCCGGCAAGGGGUUGGUGGGAGCGGUAGAAGGCAUUGAGAAGCAAAAGGAAAAUGCGUCGAGUGCAAGAGGUACAAGUAUGGAGCGGGCGAAACCUGACGACGUUAAAGUCAAGCAGGAGAACGAGACCAAUGGCGAGGAUCAGGGGUGGAAGGACUUAGCCAUGCCAACUUCAACGUCUCGCAAGAAGGAGGAGCCGAUGAGCCCUUUGAGGGGGAAAGAGAGGAAGGAGAAAGGAGACGAUGAGACCAGGAAGACGGCCAAACAACCGAAAGCCAACGCUGCAGAUGAGCUUGAGAAGGCUGUGGAUCGAUUAAGUAUUUUCGACCCGCCGGCCUCUUCUCCAAUCGAAGAUUCAACGGAAACGUGGCCAGAUACAGAAGGCCAGAAAUUGUCGAGGAGUUCGGCAGCUGCGAGACGAAAAGCCUCGUCGAGCGCGUUAGCUACGGGCAGGAGGCAUUCUAUGCAGCCUGCCUCGUCUUCUUCAGGUGAUCCAACUGGCCUCUCUUCUGCUCCCCGCCAUCCCUCUCUGGAUCCAUCAAAGUUGGACGCACAACCGCUUCCACGACCGAGUUCUGCGGCAAGUCUGCGUGGGGACGCGCCGUCCACCAGCAUGGCUUCGGCAGCGAAGGAUCUCAAACGCUCGCACAGCGUCAGUUCAAACUCGAAAGACAAAGAGCUGGGAGCCUCCGGUGCUGAAACGGGACUCAACGUGAGUUCGAGGGUGGAAAGGGCUCUGAACCGGCGGCGGAGUAUGAUGGUAUAG
Molecule: messenger RNA, 2190 nt
Organism: Cladophialophora bantiana CBS 173.52
Lineage: Eukaryota; Fungi; Ascomycota; Eurotiomycetes; Chaetothyriales; Herpotrichiellaceae
Exons: 2
Coding region: 1-2190 (729 amino acids)
Biological process (GO): meiotic chromosome segregation
Cellular component (GO): chromosome, centromeric region; nucleus
Source: RefSeq, a predicted model, not a curated record